This is a messenger RNA of Cydia splendana, 2824 nucleotides long. RefSeq lists its product as uncharacterized. The transcript is spliced from 22 exons. The record is from RefSeq and is a predicted model, not a curated record. Bases 251 to 2824 code for a protein of 857 amino acids. Gene Ontology annotation, molecular function: ubiquitin binding. NCBI's taxonomy places the organism in Eukaryota, Metazoa, Arthropoda, Insecta, Lepidoptera, Tortricidae.
ACAUUUGAAUUCUGCUGGCAUACACGCGUUAGCUUUCCGUUUUACGACACUCGUAUCUGCCAAACAAAAUAAUAAUAAAGGAGGGAAAUAUUCAAAUAUAUUAUGGUAUUUGCUAGUUAUCUCCUUAUUUUUCGUUAAAUAUCAUGUAAGAAUGUUUUGUGUAUUGUUUUAUUGAGAAAAUGUGAAUGUUUUGUUUAUAACGGACAGGUAGUCAAGUGUCGUUAGAAGUUUAAUCGAAAAGAAAAUUAAAAUGGAUGAGUUGCGGUCGAAACAUAAGUCCCUGCACAAUGCCGCUCACCACAUCGCCUUGGAGUGUAUUAAUCCUCAGUCGCACUCGCCGUACCAUGUGCACCCGUACCCGAGCCCCGUGCGGCUGCAGCACGCCUUCCAGAGCCAGAAUAGCCCCAAGAUGUUCCACCCUAAAGGGCUCAAGCCUCAUAUCGACGGGCGCGCGUACAGCACACCAAACGACAGCCCGAUACUCGGGCGCGCCCUCUGCCUCACGCCCCGCGGCAGCCCCCUCCCGGGCCGAGUCUCGCAUCUCAGCGACAAGUUUCAAGACUCGCUCACUCUGGCGUCGGACACGGACGCUCUCGUCGCUAAGAUCAGCACCAUGUUCCCUACUGUCAGCGAGACGCAUAUCAAGAUACUGCUGAAGAAAUACUACAAUCGCGAAGCCGUCGUAAUAAGCGCUCUCCAAGUCGAGAAGCAUCCCAUAACGACCCCGGGACCUCUCACCAUGUCCCCCAUGGCGGCUCGCAUGCAAAAGGGGGCUAUGGGGGUCUAUUCGGCCCUACAACUGGCCAAGGGAGUGUCAGGCUCCAUACACUCUGCUCAUUUUACCCCGCUGACUGGGACACCUCAAGGGUCUCCGAGCCUGCUGCGGCCAGCGUCCGGAGCCUCCAGCCAUUACGGCGCCCGAUCAACCAGCAGUCAACCCACGCGGCACCAAUCACCGAAGAUGAAGCUUAAAUACCUGAAGAGCGUAUUCCCGAAGGCGGAAGAAACGCUGAUUCUGGACGUGCUCGCGAACAAGGACAACAACGUGCAGAAGGCUAGCGAGGAGCUGCUGACCAUGGGGUUCACUAAGAAGGCAAAAACGCUGAUUCUGGACGUGCUCGCGAACAAGGACAACAACGUGCAGAAGGCUAGCGAGGCGCUGCUGACCAUGGGGUUCACUAAGAAGGCAAAAACGCUGAUUCUGGACGUGCUCGCGAACAAGGACAACAACGUGCAGAAGGCUAGCGAGGAGCUGCUGACCAUGGGGUUCACUAAGAAGGCAAAAACGCUGAUUCUGGACGUGCUCGCGAACAAGGACAACAACGUGCAGAAGGCUAGCGAGGCGCUGCUGACCAUGGGGUUCACUAAGAAGGCAAAAACGCUGAUUCUGGACGUGCUCGCGAACAAGGACAACAACGUGCAGAAGGCUAGCGAGGAGCUGCUGACCAUGGGGUUCACUAAGAAGGCAAAAACGCUGAUUCUGGUCGUGCUCGCGAACAAGGACAACAACGUGCAGAAGGCUAGCGAGGAGCUGCUGACCAUGGGGUUCACUAAGAAGGCAAAAACGCUGAUUCUGGACGUGCUCGCGAACAAGGACAACAACGUGCAGAAGGCUAGCGAGGAGCUGCUGACCAUGGGGUUCACUAAGAAGGCAAAAGAAACGCUGAUUCUGGACGUGCUCGCGAACAAGGACAACAACGUGCAGAAGGCUAGCGAGGAGCUGCUGACCAUGGGGUUCACUAAGAAGGCAAAAACGCUGAUUCUGGACGUGCUCGCGAACAAGGACAACAACGUGCAGAAGGCUAGCGAGGAGCUGCUGACCAUGGGUUUCACUAAGAAGGCAACGUUUUCACAUUAUCCGAUCCGAUAUCGGAUGUCGGAAGAAACGCUGAUUCUGGACGUGCUCGCGAACAAGGACAACAACGUGCAGAAGGCUAGCGAGGAGCUGCUCACCAUGGGGUUCACUAAGAAGGAGAUUGUAAAGAAAAAAGAAGAAACGCCCCAGCCUGUAAAAAAAGUUGUCACCAUCGUGAAAACAGCAGAGGAGAAAAACGAAUUAAAGAAGAAACUCCAAAAGAAAUACAGCUCUGUGGCUGAGCGCGUCAUAUCCAUAGCGCUCGACAGCGUCGAUUACAAUGAGGAGCGCGCCGAGCAGAUACUCGCCGCUGUACUAACGGAGGAGCCCAAGAUCAAAACGGAGCCCACGACGCCGAAACGGUCUCGGACACCUGAAGUGAAACCUCCUGGCAUCAGCGUGGUUGGCGGCAUCUUCAUCGAGGACAGCUUCAGAUGUGUCGACGGCACUAUCGCAGUGGGCAGAGCUUGCGUGGUCGGUGGCACCAUUGCAGUUAAUGAGAACGUGGCGUCGGUUAGGCAGACGGCGCAACCCGCGGUGACGCAACUAUCUUCUGUUGGGGAAGUGAUCCAUCAUAAUAAGCAACAUACGCUUCACCUGUACAGGAAUGAGACAGCAAGCAUACACGACACGCUUGACGUAUUAGAUGACGUUGUGACUUCUUGGCCGAUCUUGAAGACGAGCGUCGCCGACACCAAAUAUAAGUCGCAGUACACGGUAGCGGGUGCCGGGCCCAACCCGGUGCUCAGGCGUGGCCCGAAGGACAAUCUUUUACUUGAGGACUACAUGGCCUGGAAGGGCCCUAACCCCGACCUCCGCAAGGGGCCCUGCGUGCGGCCCUCGGGCCCCGAGCCCCGCGAAAGGGGCUUCUCGUUAGCGCGGGGGCCCGCCGAGCUCGCCAGUGGCCCCGCCGGUCUAAACAAGGGCUCCAUAUAUCAGAAGAUGAAUAAGAAGACGGCAAAAAUGUGA